ACAAUUGGCUUCAACGCUUCAAACUUCAACGUUGCGUUGAGUCAAUUUUUAUCAUUCUUUAAUUCGAAAAUGUCGUUUCAGAAUUUUAUGUCUACUAUAAUCUGACGUGUGUGUGUGUGUACUAUAAACUUACUUCUUUACGGCCAGAUAAUCCAUACAAUAUGUCGUUCUCAUUCGGUACCCCGUCUAGUGCUCCCGCCAACACCGGACUUUCAGGAGGUUUUAAUUUUGCUGCUAAACCAGCAACGCCUGGAUUCGGCUUAACGGCUACAACACAAGCAUCAACAGGUCUCUUUGGGACCCCUGCUACUUCUGCGCCUGCAUUUGGCUCAACGGGAUUUGGGGCAACAACUACACCUAAGUUUGGGACUACCCCAACGCUGGGUGCCACACCUGCGUUUGGUACUACUCCAGCCUUGGGUUCUACGCCUGCAUUUGGUACUACCCCAGCAUUGGGUAGUACUCCCACGUUUGGGACUACUCCAGCAUUGGGAACUGCAUUUGGAACCACACCUGCUCUAGGCACCACCCCAGCUUUUGGAACUACCCCAGCACUGGGCACGACUCCAGCCUUUGGGACUACUUCAACUGCUCCCACAUUCGGUACUGGAGCCCCAGCAUUUGGUGCAACAACCACCUCUGCAUUUGGGACUACAAAUACCCUUGGCACUGGUUUAGGAGGCGGAGGGCUUGGUGGCACUGGUCUCGGAGGUGGAGGACUUGGAGGUGGAGGAUUGGGUGGUGGACUGAAUUUUGGCACUGGCUCAACCCUAUCAGCGCCUAGCACUGGUUUGAAUUUAGGAACAACUUCAGUUACUGGUACACAGCCGACAACUUUAGUUACUCCAAGCUUGGGCCUUGGUGGUGUCGCUGCAACUACUACAGGCAUUGGGGCAGCAAAUGCUACUGAUGCAAAAACUGAGCCCCCAAAGCAGACUAAACUGCCAAACGAGAUUUCAACCACAGUUGACUCAUUCAAAGAGUUUGUGAAGAAACAGAAAUCACUCAGUUCUGAAGUCAUGCGGGUGUCUAUCAAACCUCUUCAUAAGGUGUCUCGAGAAGCGGAGUCCACACUACGGCUAGCGCUGUCGCUGAGCGGCGAGGUGAACAAGGCGCGUGCGCAGGCGCGCAGGCUGCGGGCGGGCGCCGCGGCCGCGCUCGCCGCCGCCGACGGCGCCGCCCGGGACCACCACACGCCAGGCUUAGAGCUAGAAAGUCCCGCUCCGCCGCCGUACGUGAAAGAUUUAGUGGCGGAGUUAGAACAACAGCUGAUCACGUUCCGACGGCAGAUGGACGUCGCCGACAAGCAGAUGCAGGCCGAGCCCAAGCUGCUCACUGAACAAGAACUGACAUUGGGUAUUCGUCGCAUGCACGAGUCUCUAGUGGCGUUGGCAGGGCGUCUGCAAACGGUGCAUUCCCAAGUUGAAGCUCAGAAGGAACAGUACCUCAAUCUGAGGAAAUACGUGCUCAAGGACCCUAGCAACGUGUUUGAAACGCGCUCUUAUAGUACAAGUCUCGACCAGAUCCUGAAAGACGCUGAAUCUUCAAAGAAGAAGACCAAGACCAGCCACUUCGGCCAAUCGAGUGAUGUCUCCUACGGCAGUGCGGUGUUGAGCGAUCCUAGAGCAGCGCUUGGCAACAUACAACAGUUGGCGGGCCCAACUCCAUUCAACUACGUGGCGAACACCAUAUCUACUUUCCCCACUGCAGAUACUAGCGGCCCCGGCUGGCAGCCCGCGGCCGCGCCCGCGCCGCCCAGCUUCCAGCUGCAGAAGCCGCCCGGCAAGCGCGGCAAGCAAUGAUACUGACGGUAGGCGGGCUCCCACACCGCCGUCAACAUUACGAGGACUCACACAACCGACCAUGAAUAAAACACACAUGAUGACUUCAAACUAGAAACAAAACGAACCAAUUUCAAACCAUGAAUAAAACACACAUGAUGACUUUAAACUAGAAACAAAAAACUAACAAAUUUCAAAAUUAUUACUCCCAAAUUAGCUCGUGUCUCAACUGGGCCGCCGUCGCGAAAUACAGAUGUCUAUUCACGAAGUUUUAAAUAGACAUAUCUAUACUCUUUCUAUGUCUUUAGUUAUCUGACUGAACUAGGUGAACCUCUGGCUACAUAUGCCUUGAAAACGAUCGUGAAAGACACACGGCCUUAAUAUGUCAUUUAUUGAGAUGGAACCUACAUCUCAAUAAAUGUCAUAUUAAGGAUUAACCUUAUGUGGACUAUGAAGCGCACUUAAAGGGAACCGCAGACAUAUUCUUGUGAGUUCAUAUGCGCACGCGUUGUUUAUGGGAUUAUGCGAUAUGUGCGGAACGUUUCUCAUAUUCCCGUAAAGAACAGAGACAGAGGGAUUGUCUCUGUUCAUUGCUUUAUUUUUUUUUACAUAAAAAAUGUUUUGAUAAAAGAUUGCAUGUUAUAGUGCAUAGUAUUUUUUGGCGUACCCGGCGAUCCUCUCCAUAUUGGUGAGGAUAUAUCCGGGACAAUGGCCAGUAGGAAGGUAUAAUAAUAAUGCUUAGUUUUAGAGCAUCGGCUAAGAUUCCGGAUACAAACAAGCGUGCUCGUUUUAACGUUAGUACCUUCGAAUCCUACCGCAGCUCAGUCGCCUGUAGGAAAACCUAUAGUUUGAUUAAUUUAAAUAAACUGUGGUUCAUGUUUAUGUGCGGCGACUGUACCUAUUUUUUUAGUUAGUAUAUAAACGUUAACCGAUGCUUUUACGGUGAGGGAAACAUCGUGAGGAAUCUUGGAUAUUUAGGUAACUGGUUGUGUCUGUGUAACCAUGAUCCAAAUUGGAUUAGGUUCUGUAAAGUUUAGGAGGGCAGACGGGGGUCGCUUCUUGUAAAAACCUGACUUACCCAGAUCAUUGUCUCAGGCGGACCCCCGGGUCGUAGAAGCGAGGACGCAUCCAGGACUCACGCCAAAAGGAUGAUUGAUGAUGCCAUUAGGAACACUCAGAUGAGAUGGCACAACUAUUUGCAACUUUAGUUUUUACAAACAGAUAACUGGGAUGCUAUUAUAUGAGCUGAUAAUAGUUAGUCCACGAGGAAAUCGCGAAUGUUAUUAUGCUUGUAGUUUAAAUUAAUUUAUAUGUUAAGAAACUGUAAAUAAUGUAUUAGUCAUAUGUAACGUGUUUCAUUAAUGAGUGCAUUAAAAAUAUUGUAUGGUGAUUUCAUAGUUAUUGUAUGUUAGGAUGAAUGGCGUAUUUUUGUACAUAAAUACUUGUUGAAGUAAUAAAAGUGUAAAGC
This is a messenger RNA of Amyelois transitella, 3249 nucleotides long. It is a transcript of the gene Nup58, whose product is annotated as nuclear pore complex protein Nup58. Lineage: Eukaryota; Metazoa; Arthropoda; Insecta; Lepidoptera; Pyralidae. Gene Ontology annotation, molecular function: structural constituent of nuclear pore. The record is from RefSeq and is a predicted model, not a curated record. Bases 162 to 1802 code for a protein of 546 amino acids. Gene Ontology annotation, cellular component: nuclear pore. The transcript has 12 exons. Gene Ontology annotation, biological process: nucleocytoplasmic transport.